This is a messenger RNA of Gregarina niphandrodes, 1320 nucleotides long. Its product is annotated as DnaJ domain protein. Gene Ontology annotation, biological process: 'de novo' cotranslational protein folding; regulation of translational fidelity. Gene Ontology annotation, molecular function: Hsp70 protein binding; ribosome binding. The record is from RefSeq and is a predicted model, not a curated record. The transcript has a single exon. Gene Ontology annotation, cellular component: cytosol. Lineage: Eukaryota; Apicomplexa; Conoidasida; Eugregarinorida; Gregarinidae. Bases 1 to 1320 code for a protein of 439 amino acids.
AUGCCUGUGCUUGCACUCCCUGCUAUUCCUGCGUCCUAUGGUGGCAUUUACAUCGGCAGUUACUCCACAAUAGUGGGGCGACCUGUCUGCGAGACGGCAGGACGUGCUUUCUUCGAGGUUUACGAGCGCAAGCAUUUGUUACCGUCACAGGGUUCGGUUGACUCUCCGGUCGCCCCGGAUAGCAAUUCGAGUGCGGCUGCGGAGGAGACGGAGGCCGAGCGGAAGCGGAAAAAUUACCGAGAGAACAGUUCCAUCGCGAUGCGCGUGCGGCAGGCUCUGGAGGACCGGGCGGAUUUGUACCAGUUGUGCUGUGUUUCUCCAUAUGCGAGUGCUGAGGACAUCAAGAAACAGUUCCGGAAAUUGGCCCUGAUUUUCCAUCCGGACAAGAGCGCCGGUGCUCCGUCAGUGAAUGCCGAUCAGGUGGGUAUAGAAGGGUUACCUGACGUGUCCAAAAUGACGGCCGACGACUUGCAUGAGCAUUUUCUCAAGGUGCAUAACGCCUUCGAGAUUCUCUCGGACCAGGCCAUGCGCCGGCAGUACGACAGCCACUUGCCAUUUGACGACAGAUUACCUUCGGAGCUAGACAUUUCCACGGCCCCCGAUUUUUUCGGCAUUUGCGGCCCCGCCUUCGAUAAGGAGUCUCGCUGGUGCGUAGGUCAACCACCGGCCCUUGGAGACAUGCAGACACCUUUGGAGGAGGUGAAGGAAUUUUACAAGUUCUGGUCCAAUUACGAGUCGUGGCGCGACUUCAGCAACGCAACUGAGUUCAACUUGGAAGAGGCGCAAGAUAAGGAAGAAAAGAAGUGGAUGCAGAAGGAGAACUGGAAGGUAGUUAAGGGCUUGCUCAAAGCCGAACGGCAGCGUGUAUUAAAGUUCGUGACUACCGCUGAGGCGCAGGACCCACGUCUGAAGGAGGCCCGAGAGAAAGCUCGUGUUGCCAAGUUGGAAGCGUCCAUGAAAAAAAUGACGCCAGCUCAACGUGCGCGGCUCCAGGCCGAAGAGAAGGUCAAGGCGGCCCGCGCAAAGGCCAAGGCCCUACAGGACCAGAAGGCACUCAUUAUGAAGCGACGCACUAUCCUAGUUGAGUCGAAGAAAACCAUCCGGGUAGCCUACAACAAAUGGAUUGUGGAGAAGCAACAGAAAUCCGAUGAUGUCGAAAACAAAGUGGAGCAACUUCUCGCCCUGGAUGCACCCGACCAACUGGAGGAAAUUGCCUUCAAGCUCAAUAGCACUAUCAAGUCGUUCAAGGAACCAUGCGACGCUGGCGCUAGAGAGCUCAAAGAAAUUCUGCUUGCCGCUCCACUUAACCCCUCCACCUAG